CCUAUUCCUGAAUCCUGAUAAUGUUUUGUUGAGUGCGUGGUGUAUGCAUGAGGGAGUGUGUGUGUUUGUGUGUGAGAGAGAGAGAGAGAGAGAGAGAGAGAGGGAGAGGGAGAGAGAGAGAGAGAGAGAGAGAAAACGUGGUCGCGGAGAAGCUUAGCAUUAUAGCUAGUUUGAGAGUGUGAAUGAAGUGUUAUACAAGCUCAGAUAUUUAGUAUUAUUUAUUUUUGUAUGUAGUCAAGUUUGCCAGAAACAGAGAAGGUAAAUCAUUACAGAAAUUGACUGGCUUCUGACAAAUAUAUUUUCCUGACAGGUUUACGGAUGUAUUCGAGCUAAAUUUUAUUAUCCAUCGUUUAAGGGUGCAAAAUCACGAUUUGAUAAAAGGCAGCUUCUACGUGUGUGGUCAUAAUAGUGUUCAAAAUGUCCAUGGGCGGCCAGAAGACCACCAGUCAGGCAAUUCCGACCAUCAGACGAGUUGCAAUCAACGAUGCGGCCCAUAUGCCUCAUGACUACUCUACAACGCCAGGAGGGACCCUGUUUAGCACAACUCCCGGAGGCACCAGGAUAAUUUAUGAUCGGAAGUUCCUGCUGGACUGUCGCAGCUCCCCAUUAGCCCGCACACCGCCCUGCUGCCUUCCUGACAUUCCAGGGGUGACCAGUCCCCCCUUGGUCACCAUGAAAAAUGACAAGGCCUCCUCCCAACAGCCUGUCAGGAAAAACAUCAGCUCCCCUGCAGACAAGAAUGCAGGUGAAGAUGCCCAGUUUGAAAUGGAUAUCUAAUUACAUAGAGGACCUGCUAAUUGAAGGAGGUGACAACUGUAACAAAUAUUACUGUGAUAACUGUUCCCUAAGCGGAUAAAUGCACAGAAUAUUUCUCCUUCCAUAUCAUCUGCCUUUUGCCAUUGUCUACUGUUCAGUUGGUAUUUUCUUUACCUGUAUUGAUGCUGUUGCUCAAGACAUGCUCAAGCCAUUACUUUUGAUUCUCUACAUCAGCAAACACUGUUGUGCCUGAAAGAGCAUCUCGGAUGUCUGAUUAGUGCAUCCCAAGCACAUUGAUGCUGGUAAUCCUGCCCAGCUCUACUUCUGCCCAAGACAUGGGGGACACCUUAAAGGCCACCAUGUGACAUUGUUUGAUACAGAUUGUUUGUGUAGUUUUGAAAAUGACCAGUAGGGGGAGCAACAGUUCCUUAAUUGUUUUCUCAUCAAGAGUCAUUAAAAAAAUAAAUAAAUUGAUUGUGGAGGAAAUCCAGACAAACUCCAAUGCCAACUCCUAUAAAUUUAGCAUACCAUGAUAAAAUGUACCACUUUCCAUUUGGCAUUGAUACUUUACUUUUUAAACAGUAGAAUACAGAUAAUUUCUGUUUUUCUUGUAGAGUAUUUUCACCUAAAGUGUCAUUCAACAGAAUGUAAAAUGCUUUUUUUUUUUUUUUUUUUAUUUGCUUUGAAAUUCUCUAAACUGCCCUGUUAUUCCUAAAGUGACAUAAGCAU
Molecule: messenger RNA, 1485 nt
Organism: Xyrauchen texanus (razorback sucker)
Lineage: Eukaryota; Metazoa; Chordata; Actinopteri; Cypriniformes; Catostomidae
Gene: eif4ebp1
Product: eukaryotic translation initiation factor 4E binding protein 1
Exons: 3
Coding region: 418-777 (119 amino acids)
Biological process (GO): negative regulation of translational initiation
Cellular component (GO): cytoplasm
Molecular function (GO): eukaryotic initiation factor 4E binding
Source: RefSeq, a predicted model, not a curated record